GGCAAAUAUGAGUUGAACUUGACAAAUGACAACUGCGUUCACAGUUCACACUUCACAGUUGUUGCGUAUUGCGUUAUGCGUAUGUUCCGUGUUUAGUGUUUAUUGUUGAGUAUUAACUAUGGACUGGAGGACGGUUUUAAUGACGCUGGCGGUACUGUACCACGUUGAUGGCUUCUCAAAAUAUGGUCGUACAUGCAAGGACAUCGGAUGUCUGAACAGCGAGGUUUGCGUGUUAGCAGAAGAUCCCUGUUCAUAUGGGCAUAGCUCCAACUGCGGGACAUAUCCUACAUGCAAGAAGAAGUCCCAAGUGGAAGGUUCUCAUUCAGAACCAUCAAAACCAGUUAUGCCCAGACCGACUCCACAGUCACCUACGAGAGAUUUUGAUUCAGCACCAAACUAUCCAGCUCCUGCACCACCUUUGAACAACGGUGGCUCCCAUUUGGGAGGAAAUUCACCUUACGGCGGAAACUCACCAUAUGGUGGAAGUUCACCAUAUGGCGGGAACAACCCUUCACCCUAUGGUGGGAGCAACCCUAGCUCUCCCUAUGGUGGGAGCAACCCUAGCUCUGCCUAUGGUGGGAGCAACCCUAGCUCUCCCUAUGGUGGCAGCUCUCCGUAUGGGGGGAACUCUCCCUAUGGCGGAAGCUCUCCAUACGGCGGUAACAACUCUCCCAAUGGUGGAAACAGAGGAGGCAGUCCAUAUGGAGGGUCAAAUCCAAGCUCCGGCUUUGGUUCUGGUGGAAAGAGCGCUCUAGAUAGCAUAUACAACACAAUAAAUAAAUUCGCAAACGGCCAAGGAGGAGCAGGCGGUCAAGGAGGAGCAGGUGGUCAAGGCUUAUCAAACAUCUUUGGGAAUAUCCUGGGUAAUUUGUCCAAGAGUGGAGGGUUAAACAGCCUUUUCAACACUCGACCGUUGAUGGAGAAUCCAAAUUACUCCUCGUACAGCUCAAACUCGAGAUCUAACCCUCAACCUUAUUCAUCAGGAAACCCAGUUUAUCAGACGCCGAACCAAAAUAAGCAAUAUGGGCAAAACGCUCGCCAUAACGGAGCUACGACGAACAAACCAGUGUCCUAUGGGUGGAACAUUGGUGCGAUUAUGAUGACAUACCUGUUACACCAAUACAUCAACAGUGUGAUAUAUUAAUAUUUUUAAAUUUGAAAAUAUACUCUAUGUAAUAAUAUGUUCUUACGUAUUAAAUAUAUAUCUUUUUGUUAAGAA
Messenger RNA from Pieris napi, 1219 nucleotides. It is a transcript of the gene Mnr, whose product is annotated as keratin, type I cytoskeletal 9. The record is from RefSeq and is a predicted model, not a curated record. The transcript has 5 exons. The coding region runs from base 119 to 1144 and encodes 341 amino acids. Lineage: Eukaryota; Metazoa; Arthropoda; Insecta; Lepidoptera; Pieridae.